Colletotrichum karsti is the source of this 675-nucleotide messenger RNA. RefSeq lists its product as uncharacterized. Lineage: Eukaryota; Fungi; Ascomycota; Sordariomycetes; Glomerellales; Glomerellaceae. Bases 1 to 675 code for a protein of 224 amino acids. The record is from RefSeq and is a predicted model, not a curated record. The transcript has a single exon.
AUGGAGGACAACGACGACGACACGAAGCAGGGCACUGCCAAGCCCGGAACCCACGAUAUAUGGCCAUGCCUCAAAACCGCUAUGGCAUCCCUCGAGUGUGGCAAGGCAUUUCGCUUCGACACCCGCGGCGACUUGGUCCUCAAGGUCGGCAAUGGUAUCGCCUACGAGUUCGUCGUUUGCUCUCGUACGAUCGCCCGGUGGUCUUCCGUCUUUCGCGCCAUGCUCUUCAGUGGCUUCGCCGAGUCCGAGCCGACUGGCUCUACCUGGAUCGUCGACCUCCCGGAGGACCAGCCCUCGCCGCUCUUCAUCAUCCUCAGCAUCGCACACGGCUACUUCGAAAAUGUGCCAAAAUCUCUCAGCCAAAACCAUCUCUACCAAGUUUUGGUCGUGACUGAGAAGUACGACAUGACAAAGAUUCUGCGCCCGUACGCGGCGACAUGGUUCGAGCCGUACAAGAGAGUUGGAGAUAUUGAAGGCAGUGAGAUUCGUCUUUGGAUUUCCUGGGAGCUAGGACACGAAAAGACUUUCUCCCGGCUCGCAAGGCUUCUGUUUAUGGAAUCGCGAACGAACAAAGAUGGAGAGCUCGUAGACAGUGAAGGGGUUCCCCUCACGUCAUACAAUUGCCUGGAGCCUCCUGGCAUCAUCGGCAAGUUGAAGUUCUCCCAAGACCGUUGA